Closterium sp. Naga37s-1 is the source of this 3456-nucleotide messenger RNA. NCBI's taxonomy places the organism in Eukaryota, Viridiplantae, Streptophyta, Zygnematophyceae, Desmidiales, Closteriaceae. The record is from the annotation of a GenBank genome assembly.
AUGGAGGCUGAAGGUUCUGCUCCAGCUGGUCCCAAUGGCAGUGGUGGCGUGAGAGGCGCUGGGGAAGCGGGAAGAGGUGUUGCAGGCGGAUCUGCGCCAAUGGCUUCAGUUUCAACAUCAGCUAAGGAUGAUGUGAAGGCAUUCAACCUGGAGAAGUUCUCUGGGGAUGAUUGGGCAUCAUGGAGCUUCAGGAUGGAGCUCCUCUUCAACCAUUAUGGGCUGCUUGAAGUGAUGGAUGGAGAAUUCAAGAGGCCUACGAGCGAAGGAGCGACCAAAGAAUGGGAUCGCCGGUCCAAGGAUGGAUUCUUCCUUCUCUCCCAAUGCCUCUCAUCCAACCAGCUGCACCACAUCAAGCAUCUCAUCAAGGAAGCUGAGUGUGGUCCUAAGGCAUGGAGGAUAUUGAAGGAUGUCCAUGCCCCCAGCAGCGAAGCAAUGGUGGUGGUGCUCGAGCGACAACUCCAUGCGGUGAAGAUCAACGAGGGUGAUGCCGUACAAGGAGCGUUCGAUCAACUCCGGGACCUCUAUGUGAAGCUCUCAGCUGCUGGUGUGGACUACCCUGAGAAAAUCAAGUGCUACAAGGCUCUCUCCCUGCUGCCGGAGUCGUGGGGGCCCUUGGUGGUCAACCUUAAUGGGAUGAAGGACUCGUGGUCCCUUGAGUGGAUUCGCGCACAAGUUCUUCAAGAGGAGUUUCGGAGGAAGGAGCUGACCGCCGCUGCCGGUGAAGGUGGAGGCUCUGCCUAUGGCAUGAAGGGCUUCAAGGGGCGUGGCAGCAAGAAAGGGAAGGCCAAGGAAGGCUCUGGAGGGGAGCAGCAUUCGGGAGGGAAGCGUGGCAACAAGGGAGGCAAGCGGUGUGGCGGCAAGUGUUGGUAUUGCCAUGUGGAAGGGCACCCAUGGUUCAAGUGCCGCAAGCUACCUGACGGUUGGAGGCCUGGUCAGCCAUCAAUUGAGGGCUCCAAGGGUGUUCAUGGAGCUAUGGGAGAAGGCAUGGGCAGUGAGGAGGGCGAAGGAGGUGCUGGCGGAUACGGCGGCAUGUUCUACCAUGUAGGGGAGGCGUGCCCCGAGGACAUGGUUGUGCCGGCCAGCAAGAUUGCUCUUCACCGCUCCUCCCAUUGGGUCAUCGAUACGGGAGCCUUCAUGACCAUGACCAACCGAGAGGAUCUACUGGAUGAAGUUAGGCCAUCAAAGGCAGCCACCGUCGUUUCAGCCACCGGCCAAGUUGUACCCGUGCGUGGCGAGGGGAGAGCCAUGUUCAUGGGUGCGGAUGGGAGGCUUGUGGGGCUGAAGCGUGUUCUCCUUGUUCCUGGAUUGUGUGCCAACCUCCUCUCUACCAAGGCCCUAAGUGAGGCAGGGAUGAAGAUGGAGAUGUUGGGCACAAAGGUUUUCAAGGCAACUCUGGAUGGGCGCGUAUUGUGGGACCUCCGAGGCGGCAAGGACAUGCACCGGUCCAUGUGGGAGAUACCGGUGCUGCCAUGGAAGGAGGCGGCUGCGCGCUUGGCUGCUGGAGAUGUGAGAGGAGGGCGUGUUAACCACGUGGACAAUGGAGGGGGUGGUGAUGACAGUGAUGGUGGGCUCCUUGGGCAUGGAGGGGCUGCGCUUCCAAGUGUAACUCCUAGCACGGGUGAGACGGAUUGGCUCACCGCACACCGUCGCUUUGGCCACGUGGCGCUACCUCAGUUGCAGCAGCUGUUUAAGGAGGAAAGAGUCAAGGGGCUGAGGAUAAAGGGGGAGCCCAAGGAGGUGGGAUCUUGUGAGACUUGCUUGACCAGCAAGUUUUCACGGUUUCCCUUCCAUUCGGUGGAGGGGGAGUCGAGUGACCCGGUGGAGCUCGUGCAUGUGGAUCUCGUGGGACCCAUGAAGGUGAAGGGAGAUGGUGGGGCCCUGUAUUCUAUGACCAUGGUGGAUGACAACACAAGGCUCACCUGGUCCUUUCCACUUGCAAAGAAGAGUGAUGCUGCAAGGGUCAUCAUUGAAGAGUGGCUGCCCAUGGUGGAGCGAGAGAGCGGCAAGCGGGUGAAGGCGAUACGUAGUGACCGUGGUGGGGAGUUCUUGGGAGCGGAGUUCCGGAGCUGGCUGAAGCGGCAUGGCAUCAAGCAGCAGCUCACCACGGCCUACACCCCUCAAUCCAAUGGCGUGGCAGAGAGAGCGAACCGGACCAUCUUGGAGGGCGGGAGAACGAUGUUGGUAGACUCGGGUCUACCCUUACGGUUCUGGCCCCUCGCUAUUCGCCAUGCCACCGUCAUCAAGAACCGAGUAUUGACUCAUGUGGGAGGGCAGCAUUGGAUCCCUAUGGAGAAAUGGAGGGGCAAGAAGCCUCUGGUGGAUAUGCUUCGAGUCUUUGGGUGCAUGGGACUCGUGCACGUCCCUAAGGAAAAGCGUGACAAGCUUCAAGCGGCGGCGGUGUGGGCUGUUCAUUUGGGACUUGCACAAGGGAGCAAGGGAUGGCUCAUGUGGGACCCAAUAGCCAACACCAUCUUCACCACCAGAGAUGCCAAGUUCAUGGAGGGGCUCAUGUUCAAGGAGUGGUUGGAGCGAGGGAGGAGCAAGGUCACCAUUCCGCUCGGAAUAGAGGUGGGAACGAAUGACCCACUCUUCAUUCCCAUCGAGUUGUCUUCGUCUUCAGAGGUAACGGAGGUGUCACAUGACUUGGGAGGUGCUGAAGGGGAGGCAGCAGAGGUGGAGGGAGUGUUGCAGCAACAGAAGGCCCCUGUAGCUGAGAGAGGUGAUGCCGAGGAGGAGGUGCAGCAGCCUACACCAUCCCCUACUCUUCCACCAAGGCGGACAACCCAAGGGAAGCGUGGUGCUGUCCGUGGUGGAGCUAAGGAGAGUGCAGCCAAGGAGAGGCCCAAAAGAGCUGCUCACCCAAGGGAUUUCCUCAAGUAUGAAAGGCUUGGGGGUCCCAAGGCAUUGCUGGUCCAGGAGGAGGACGAUGAUGAGGAGAAGGGAGCCGAGGGAGAGAUGGAGCAGAUUUGUUGCUUCGGUGUCAACUUACCUCAUGAACCGGCUUCGAUGGAGGAAGCACUUGCUGGAGAUGAUCGAGACGCUUGGUUGGCUUCAAGGGAGGAUGAGUUUAAGAGCCUCAUGGAGAAUGGAACGUGGACCCUCACCAAUCUGCCCCCGGGAAGAAAGGCAUUGGAUUGCACGUGGAUAUUACGUGUGAAGACCGAUGCGGAGGGGAAGUUGGAGAGGCGCAAAACAAGACUUGUGAUCAAGGGUUUCCAGCAGAGGGAGGGGGUUGACUUUAAGGAGGUGUUUGCUCCUGUUGCCAAGGCUCCUACGCUCCGGGUGUUGCUGGCAGCAGCUGCCGUUUGUGGUUGGAAGGUGGAGCAAAUGGAUGUGAAGACGGCUUUCCUCUAUGGCGUGGUAGAUGAGGAGAUUUACAUGAAGCAGCCAGAGGGGUACGACGAUGGGAGCGGACGUCGGGUGCGACGAGAGUCUCUUCAUAACCGAGGGGGAUGA